Trichomycterus rosablanca is the source of this 1558-nucleotide messenger RNA. RefSeq names its product retention in endoplasmic reticulum sorting receptor 1 (gene rer1). The transcript is spliced from 8 exons. Gene Ontology annotation, biological process: protein retention in ER lumen; retrograde vesicle-mediated transport, Golgi to endoplasmic reticulum. Bases 79 to 666 code for a protein of 195 amino acids. NCBI's taxonomy places the organism in Eukaryota, Metazoa, Chordata, Actinopteri, Siluriformes, Trichomycteridae. Gene Ontology annotation, cellular component: Golgi membrane. The record is from RefSeq and is a predicted model, not a curated record.
UCGGCUGUAGUGACGUGUUCACAGCAGAGACGCGCAGCUGAGAGUGACACAGCGGCAGCACCGCUCAGGAAAGACAGUAUGUCAGAAGGAGACAGUUCUAGUGAAUCCAUCCAUGGGAAACCAUCUGCUAUAUCAAGCUUCUUUACACGUCUUGGACAGGUCUAUCAGUCAUGGUUGGACAAGUCAACUCCGUUCUCAUCAUUUCGUUGGGCAGCUACUCUUGUCCUUACAGCCGUAUACAUGAUCAGAGUAUAUAUACUACAGGGGUGGUACAUAGUCACAUACGCUCUCGGAAUCUACCAUCUCAACCUGUUCAUCGCUUUCCUUUCGCCAAAAGUGGAUCCUUCACUGCUUGAUGACCCAGAUGACGGUCCAUCGCUUCCGACAAAGAACGAGGAGUUUCGGCCGUUCAUUAGAAGGCUGCCGGAGUUUAAAUUCUGGCAUUCUGCAACAAAAGGCAUCGUCAUCGCUAUGAUUUGCACAUUCUUUGAAGCCUUCAACGUGCCUGUGUUCUGGCCCAUCCUUGUAAUGUACUUUAUUAUGCUUUUCUGCAUCACCAUGAAGCGUCAGAUCAAGCAUAUGAUCAAGUAUAGGUACCUGCCCUUCACACACGGGAAGAGGAUAUACAGAGGCAAGGAAGACACAGGGAAAACCUUUGCUAGUUAAAAUCCCCCAUACUGAAAUUAAAGUUAUUGAUAAAGAAUGAGGAAACAUGAGCAUGAGGGAGUUAAAAUAUAACAAAUGGAUGGAGAGGGUUCGAGCAUUUUUUUUGGUUUCUUUUUUUUCCCCCUUUAAAUGAUGACGUUAUGGACCCUAACAGCUAAUACAGGUUUAGAUAGAGAUUUUUGGAAUCAGCACUGUAGGUGAGGAUCAAAUUGUGUUUUUCCUAUUAAUGUGCUUCAUGUUUUAUGGGGGUUUAUACAGUAUAUAUAUGUAUAUUUUAAAGGGUAAAUUGAAAUUAUUUUGAAUGUUUUUUUUUCUCUCUUUCUUAACACGUGAUUACAGUUGUAAUUCAUUUCUUGCCAUUAAAUAAAAUGACACCAGUGGAAUAUUAGACUUGUAAAUUUCUCAUCCAGUGCAUUGCAUGUUUUUUUUUUUGGUUCACUUGUGCUGCUGUUAAAAAGAAAACAAAUGAUUUUAAUAACACUGUAAAUUUUUUCACUCCAAAUGCUAUUAAAUGACAGUGACCCUUCACCUGUUGUGCUGAGCGUUCACUUUUUGAUUGUGUAACAGUGGUCCCCAACCACCGGUCCGUGGGUCAUGUAUUACCACAUAGAACGAAUAAGUAAUUAGAGAUCGCUACAGGAGCAAUUAAAUUUCCUAUGCUCUUCGGGUGUUAUUGUUUUUAAUCACCACUAGGUGGGAGCAGAGUCUCGUUGCAGCGAAAAAGCUCAGGAUUCACCCUGAUUUUCCAUUUUAGUCGCUAUUUCAACUUUAUAAACGAACUGGAAGCAGAGAUAUUUAAAGUCGUCCACUUUUCAAACGUCGUUUUAUGUGUUAAAGAGAGAGCUAAGGGUAAUUGUACAAUACUUAAAUAUUAAAUAAAGAAUUAAAACUG